Limulus polyphemus (Atlantic horseshoe crab) is the source of this 4201-nucleotide messenger RNA. Its product is annotated as catenin beta-like. NCBI's taxonomy places the organism in Eukaryota, Metazoa, Arthropoda, Merostomata, Xiphosura, Limulidae. The transcript has 15 exons. Gene Ontology annotation, molecular function: transcription coactivator activity; cadherin binding; alpha-catenin binding. The coding region runs from base 51 to 2192 and encodes 713 amino acids. The record is from RefSeq and is a predicted model, not a curated record. Gene Ontology annotation, cellular component: adherens junction; catenin complex. Gene Ontology annotation, biological process: cell adhesion; positive regulation of transcription by RNA polymerase II.
UUAGCUGGUUUUGUCAAAUACUGACUGGAACACCCUAACUGGAGGUAAUCAUGAGUUAUCAGAUGCAGUCUCCAGCUCCACCUGGGAGUCGCCCAAUGUCUCAUGGCAACUACAACAAUCCAGGAGAUAUGCCAAUAGGUAAUCCAAAAGAACAGGCAAUUCUUUGGCAGCAGAACACUUACUUGGGUGACUCAGGCAUACAUUCAGGGGCAACUACUCAGGCUGCCUCAUUGAGUGGAAGAGAAGAGGAUAUGGACAAUGAUCAGAUGGUGUUUGAUUGGAAUCAGUCUGGUUUUACUCAGCCUGGAUUUACACAAGAUCAAGUGGAUGAUAUGAACCAACAACUCAAUCACACUCGUUCACAGCGAGUGCGAGCUGCCAUGUUUCCAGAAACACUGGAAGAAGGCAUUGAGAUACCCUCAACCCAAUUUGACACAAGCCAACCAACUGCUGUCCAGCGUUUGUCAGAACCUUCUCAGAUGCUGAAGCAUGCUGUAGUUAAUCUCAUCAACUACCAGGAUGAUGCUGAUCUAGCAACUCGUGCUGUCCCUGAAUUGAUCAAACUUCUUAAUGAUGAGGAUCAAGUUGUAGUUAGCCAAGCUGCCAUGAUGGUCCAUCAACUUUCAAAAAAAGAAGCGUCUCGACAUGCCAUAAUGAAUUCUCCACAGAUGGUUGCAGCCUUGGUGCGUGCUAUGUCGACAUCUAAUGACUUAGAAACCACUCGUUGUGCUGCAGGAACCUUGCACAAUUUGUCUCAUCAUCGUCAAGGUCUAUUAGCUAUUUUCAAAUCUGGGGGAAUUCCUGCACUUGUCAAGCUACUUAGUCAUACAACUGCAUUUCAAAGGGGCAUGCAAGCUCUUUCAAUGCAUCUUGGCCAUCAAAGUCAGCGAUUGGUUUUAAAUUGCUUGUGGACCCUUAGGAACUUGUCUGAUGCGGGUACUAAACAGGAUAGUGUUGAUACUCUGCUCCAAGGAUUAGUACAACUUCUUGGAAGCAAUGACAUCAAUGUAGUGACCUGUGCAGCUGGUAUUUUGUCAAACCUGACUUGUAACAACAUGCGCAACAAAGUGAUUGUGUGUCAAGUUGGAGGUAUUGAGAAUUUGGUCCGCACCAUAAUCCAGGCAGGAGAUCGAGAAGAGAUCACAGAACCUGCUGUUUGUGCUCUGCGUCACUUGACCAGUCGUCAUCCUGAAGCUGAAAUGGCACAAAAUGCUGUUCGCCUUCAUUAUGGGCUCCAAGUAAUAGUUAAAUUAUUACACCCACCAAGUCGCUGGCCUCUUAUUAAGGCUGUGAUUGGUUUGAUCCGUAAUCUAGCUCUGUGCCCAGCUAAUCAUGCCCCUCUUCGUGAGCAUGGUGCAAUUCCUCGUCUUGUACAGCUGUUAAUCAAGUCAUAUCAAGACACACAAAGGCAAAGGUCCAGUGUAGCCUCGAGCAACAGUCAGUCUUCUUUCACAGAUGGUGUGAGAAUGGAAGAAAUUGUUGAGGGUACUGUUGGUGCACUGCACAUUCUGGCCAGAGAAGCUCAUAACCGUGCUAUUAUCAGAGGGUUGCAGGUCAUCCCUGUUUUUGUUCAGCUGAUGUACAGUGAAAUAGAAAAUGUUCAGAGAGUUGGAGCGGGAGUUUUGUGUGAGUUAGCUACAGACAAGGAAGGAGCAGAGAUGAUAGAAGCAGAAGGAGCUACUGCCCCACUUACAGAAUUACUACAUUCUCGUAAUGAAGGAGUUGCUACUUAUGCUGCAGCAGUGUUAUUCAGGAUGUCAGAAGACAAACCACAGGAUUAUAAAAAGAGGCUUUCAAUGGAACUGACCAAUUCUAUCUUCAGAGAAGAAAGUGCACCUUGGGGUGGAACAGCAGCAGAUAUGGAUAUAAACAUGCUUGGUCCAGAUGAAGCAUAUCAUGAUCAAAUAUAUCAAGGUAGUCAGGGUCCACCAAGUGUCCAUUCUGUUGGUGGUCGACAUAAUCCUUAUGCUCAGCAAGGUUUUGAUUCACAGGUCCCUAUUGAUUCCAUGCAAGGGCUGGAUCUUGGUGGACCCCAUGGAGGUGGCACUGGGUAUGCCCCAAUGGAUACAGACAUGGAUUUAGGGUCACCAGGUGACUUGAACUUUGAUACUUUAGAGUCAACUUUACCCCACCCCCCUUCUCAACAAGAUGGCAGUGCCCAGCUGACUGCUUGGUAUGACACUGAUCUCUGAGUUAUUGGGAAAUGACCAUUGUGUUUGUUUAAUAGGAAGGCAGCUAGUUGUGGGUUAGUUCUUCCAUCAUUCCUUCUUUCAGAGUGCAUUUUGUAGAAAAGUUGUCUCCAGGUGAUUUGAUGGUAGGUGUUAGUAAAUAAAUUUAAAAAUUGCUGGAAUUUAUUAAAUGUUUAAAUUUUCUUGAACAAGUAUAAAGACAUUAGUACCACCCAAAGAAAUUCUGCUUUAAUAAUAAAUUAUAUUAUAUUAAGAUAACAUAAACCUGCAUUUUAAUUUUUAUAGACUUUUUUUGCUUCCUCAGUUAAUACUCUGUGCACUUAUUUCUCUGCACAAGUCUUGAACAAUACGAUACUUUUUCAUCAAAUAGUGAUAUCACAAAAGUAACUUUAAGCACUUAGAGGCAUUUUUAACAUGUUACAGUUAAUUGGAUGAACUUUCCUCUUGGGUAUUUUAUUGUAUGCAUUUUUGUUCAGUAAGCUUGCAUGGAUUUGGGAACAGUCUGCAAUUGGUGUAGGUGCUGUAUCCUUGAAGAGUCCUAUCAGUGCAAAACUGUAUGUAAACGUUUUUGACACUUGUGCAGAAGAAAGAGUGGUAUAGAAAAGUGACAAAAUUAACCUUGUUGUGAAUUCUUUUGUUGUAAGUCUUAUUGUAAAAUUUAGAACAUAUUACACCAAAAUUAUAAAAUGCCCCCUCCCAAAAAAAAAGAUGAAAUGGUCUUCAUUUCAAAACCCUGUUAAAGCUCGUUUUAAAAGUAUAGACACAAAAUUUUCUUUACUUUAAGAUGGAGAAUUUAGAAAUUUAGAAAAAUUUAUGGAAAAUUAAUUAGUUAAGGGCUUUUGAAUUUAUUAUACAUGUUAUCUUUGUCAAAGAAGAAUACUGAAAUGGACUUCCCAUGCCACUCAAGUAAGAGUUUAUUUUGUGCACUAAUUGUAUUAACAUUGCAGAACAAUUUUUAGAAGUGUGGCAACAUACAUAGAUAGAAAUAUUUAAAUUUAUUACCAUAGAGUAAUGGUGGUCCAGUCAGUUUAAAACUAGCGAUUUGGUAUUUGUUCCCUGUGAUGUGUGAUUUUUGGUAUGUUGAUUCUUAAAGUAUUGCUUGUGUAUUUCACGUGUUAUGUAUUAUAUAUGUUUUCCUUUUUUGUAAGUGGUUUUAGUGAGUUUUACAUAAUUUUACACUACCUGUUCUCCAUUCCUAAAAUAAAUAAUUUCAUUUUCAUAUAUUAUUUAAUCCAGGAGACAAAUCAUUCUGUUCUGUAUUUAUGUAUAAUAAAAUUUAUUUAUAGACUGCAAGCUAACUUAGUCCGGGAAAGAUUCUCUGUUGUGGUGCAGGAUUUUCAUGUGUUUUAUAUAUAAAAAUGUUCAUGAACAUAGAAACAAAAACACAUCACUACAGCUGCCAUUCACUUGUAAGACUUACAAUUAUAGAAAAUUUGGUGUUUUUAUGUAUGAGGGCUGUUGCCAGUAUAUACUGGCUGAAACCCAUUGUUUUAGUAUCAUUCAUGAAAUGUUUCAAAUUUUAAUUAAGUUCGUUUUUAUGUGAAUGAAUAACUGUGUACAUUUAAAUUAAUGGAAGAGAUAAGUACUAAUUUUUUUAUGUACUUUUGAGAAUCUGCCACAUCUAGUUUUUUUGUUUUUUCAGACCUAUAACUCUGGUAGUUUUAGGAUAGGUUACAUUUAUGGUUAGCUAUGGAAAAGAAGGUGCAGCUUAUAUCAGUGUAUCGACCAACUUGAAGAAGAAAUUCAAGAUGGUUGGAAAUGCUCUGUGAUCUAUAAGUGUUAGUGAUAAAAUAGUACACACACCAUAUAAUUUGCUGUACUUUGAGAGAAUAAUUUGUCUCCUGUGAUAAGAGGUCUUUAUUAUUAAAUGGUCCUUCAAUUUGACAUGGAAUAAAUAUCGCGUGGAGUUUUUUAAAAUCAGAACAGCUCAAUGUCAUAUGUGUUGUUGGUUCUAUUGUGUAUCAGUUGUUGUGGGUUGAUGUUUAUAAUAAAGUGCUUCCAUAUUGUCUUGU